AUUCGUGCGCAGUGAUGGCCCGCGUUGGUAUUCGCGCACUAACGCGUGCGCAGUCCGUACUGAGUAAUUCGGCGCUGAAAAGAAGCCUAGUUUACCAGGGAUACAACUAAAGCACUGCUAGCUGGGCAGCUGCAGAAUUAACGAAACCAGCGUCUACUUGGUUCUUUGCUUUCGAGCAUCGUGACACAGCGCAGAGUUUGAAGAUGGCUGAUAAAGAGGUGUAUGACGAUGCAGUGGAGGAGCGGGUCAUCAAUGAAGAGUACAAGAUCUGGAAGAAAAACACACCUUUCCUGUAUGACCUAGUGAUGACUCAUGCACUAGAGUGGCCCAGCCUGACUGUCCAGUGGCUUCCAGAUGUCCGCAGGCCAGAGGGGAAGGACUAUGCUGUUCACAGGCUGGUUCUAGGGACCCAUACAUCAGAUGAGCAGAACCACCUCGUGAUUGCCAGUGUCCAGGUACCGAAUGAUGAUGCCCAGUUUGAUGCCUCACACUAUGACAGUGAGAAAGGAGCAGAGUUUGGUGGAUUCGGUUCAGUAAGCGGGAAAAUAGAGAUCGAGAUCAAGAUAAACCACGAGGGGGAGGUGAACCGAGCCCGUUACAUGCCCCAGAAUCCCUUCAUCAUUGCCACCAAGACUCCCACGUCUGACGUGCUGGUCUUUGACUACACUAAGCACCCGCCUAAGCCAGAUCCGAGUGGGGAGUGUAGUCCUGACCUGAGGCUCAAAGGUCACCAGAAAGAAGGAUAUGGUCUUUCCUGGAAUCCCAACCUCAGCGGGAACCUCCUCAGUGCCUCCGAUGACCAUACCAUCUGUUUAUGGGACAUUGGGAGCGGCCCAAAGGAAGGGAAGAUCGUGGAUGCCAAGACCAUCUUCACUGGCCACACAGCAGUGGUGGAGGAUGUUUCCUGGCAUUUGCUCCAUGAAUCCCUGUUUGGCUCUGUGGCCGACGACCAGAAACUCAUGAUAUGGGACACUCGUUCCAACAACACAUCCAAAGCCAGCCACUCGGUGGAUGCUCACACUGCUGAGGUCAAUUGUCUGAGCUUCAACCCCUACAGCGAGUUCAUUCUGGCCACUGGUUCUGCUGAUAAGACUGUUGCAUUGUGGGAUCUAAGAAACCUGAAACUCAAGCUCCACUCUUUUGAGUCCCAUAAAGAUGAAAUUUUCCAGGUACAAUGGUCUCCUCACAAUGAGACGAUCCUGGCCUCGAGCGGCACCGACCGACGUCUCAACGUCUGGGAUCUCAGUAAAAUUGGGGAGGAGCAGUCAGCAGAGGAUGCUGAGGAUGGCCCUCCAGAGUUGCUGUUCAUCCACGGAGGCCACACAGCCAAGAUCUCUGACUUCUCCUGGAACCCCAAUGAGCCCUGGAUCAUCUGCUCGGUGUCCGAGGACAACAUCAUGCAAGUCUGGCAGAUGGCGGAAAACAUCUACAAUGACGAAGAGCCAGAUAACACCCCCGCAUCAGAGCUGGAGGCGCAGGGAUCUUAACCCAGCUCUGCAUGAAACCCUGUCCAGGUUCAACCCCUCCUCCACCCCCUGAGCUUCAGACCUUCACCUCCCUUUCUGGCUUAACUCGAGUGCAAAAUGAAGAAUUUGCCUCUACAUGGAUGAACAGUGUGGAGGGUCAGAGACAGCAUGGACUCCACUCUUGCUAACAGACAGUUGGACUCAGUCUUAUCUUGCUCAGACAUCCCUGUGGCCCAGGUACCAACAGCACGUACGCACUCAUUACAAGAUUUGAGAUGUGCUCAGGUCGUUUCUCCAGUGUUUGGAGAAUUUCAAAGGAGCAGAAAAACUUAAAAGUAGACAAAGCUACUAAGACCACUUCAUCUGUUCAUUUCAAAGGGAUCAUGUGAGGAAAAUUAAGUGGUAUUUUACCAUUUGACUCGAGUCACCAGGAAACCACUGAGAAGGACAACAGAAGACACCUGACCUCCAUCCCUCUGAACUGUGACAGUGAAUCUACCCAUGCUGGUCAUGUCCAUAAGCUUUCUUUCGUUUUUGUUCCGAUUGCACAUUUAGCGACAUAUCACUGCUGUCCUCUGAAGAAACAUUCCCUGUUGUAUUUUCCUCCUGUUCAUUAAGUCUUCAGUAUUCGGCUGGAGUGAAAGUGUGGGACUAAAUUAAUGCACUUGAAGGGAACACCUCUUUUCCUCUUCCUGUUACGUAAUGCAAAAUUACAAUAAAACUUUUGUAACUUUUCAAAAAUACAUUUAUAUAAAAUUGAGGAAUGCUGCACAUGCAAUCGACACCUCCUGUCCACUUCACUCACACCAGACCCAGUAAUAAAUCCAUAGUGAAUAGAAACUGCAAAUUCUACAAAAUAUUUAUUGAAAAGAAAGACAGGUACAAUCAGGGGGUGUGGGCUUCUUUUAGUAAAAAUAAAGCUCUCUGAAGCGA
Messenger RNA from Seriola dumerili (greater amberjack), 2399 nucleotides. Its product is annotated as histone-binding protein RBBP7. The record is from RefSeq and is a predicted model, not a curated record. Gene Ontology annotation, molecular function: histone binding. NCBI's taxonomy places the organism in Eukaryota, Metazoa, Chordata, Actinopteri, Carangiformes, Carangidae. Bases 204 to 1487 code for a protein of 427 amino acids. The transcript is spliced from 12 exons. Gene Ontology annotation, biological process: regulation of gene expression. Gene Ontology annotation, cellular component: nucleus; NuRD complex; ESC/E(Z) complex.